Messenger RNA from Ochotona princeps (American pika), 1484 nucleotides. RefSeq names its product ATPase H+ transporting V0 subunit d2 (gene ATP6V0D2). Gene Ontology annotation, biological process: vacuolar transport; vacuolar acidification; proton transmembrane transport. The transcript has 8 exons. The coding region runs from base 69 to 1121 and encodes 350 amino acids. The record is from RefSeq and is a predicted model, not a curated record. Gene Ontology annotation, cellular component: lysosomal membrane; plasma membrane proton-transporting V-type ATPase complex; proton-transporting V-type ATPase, V0 domain. NCBI's taxonomy places the organism in Eukaryota, Metazoa, Chordata, Mammalia, Lagomorpha, Ochotonidae. Gene Ontology annotation, molecular function: proton-transporting ATPase activity, rotational mechanism.
CAGUUCUUCGGGCGCAGAGCAGGCGUCCAGCGUGGUUUCAGUCUAAAUCGGCCACCAUCUCGUCCUUCAUGCUCGAGAGUGCGGAACUGUACUUCAACGUGGACCAUGGCUACCUGGAGGGCCUGGUUCGGGGGUGCAAAGCCAGCCUCCUGACCCAGCAAGACUACAUCAACCUGGUCCAAUGUGAGACGCUAGAAGAUUUGAAAAUUCAUCUCCAGACCACCGACUAUGGCAACUUCCUGGCCAAUCAAACAAAUCCUCUCACUGUUUCCAAAAUCGACACCGAGAUGAGACUGAGACUGUGCAGAGAAUUUAACUAUUUCCGGAAUCAUUCCCUGGAGCCCCUCAGCACGUUCUUCACCUACAUGACGUGCAGUUAUAUGAUAGACAACGUGAUUCUCCUGAUGAAUGGGGCACUGCAGAAAAAACCUGCGCAGGAAAUUCUGGUGAGGUGCCAUCCCCUGGGCCGAUUCACAGAAAUGGAAGCAGUGAACAUUGCAGAGACAACUUCGGAUCUCUUUAAUGCUGUUCUGGUUGAAACACCAUUAGCCCCAUUCUUCCAAGACUGUAUGUCUGAAAACACUCUAGAUGAGCUGAAUAUCGAAUUACUGCGCAAUAAACUGUACAAGUCCUACCUUGAGGCAUUCUAUAAAUUCUGUAAGAAUCACGGUGAUGUCACAGCUGAAAUUAUGUGUCCCAUUCUUGAGUUUGAGGCCGACAGACGUGCUUUUGUGAUCACUCUUAACUCCUUUGGCACUGAAUUGAGCAAAGAAGACCGGGAGACCCUCUACCCGACCUGUGGCAAGCUCUACCCUGAGGGGCUGCGCCUGUUGGCUCAAGUGGAGGACUUUGACCAGAUGAAGAGAGUAGCCGAACAUUAUGGAGUAUACAAGCCAUUGUUCGAGGCAGUGGGUGGCAGCAGUGGGAAGACAUUGGAAGAUGUGUUUUAUGAACAUGAGGUACAAAUGAAUGUAUUGGCAUUCAACAGGCAAUUCCACUAUGGUGUAUUUUAUGCAUAUGUAAAGCUAAAGGAACAAGAAAUGAGAAAUAUUGUUUGGAUAGCAGAAUGCAUCUCACAGAGACAUCGAACCAAAAUCAACAGUUACAUUCCCAUUUUGUAACUGGGGGUUCGGGUACUCAAACACAGAGAAUCACAAAUAUUAAAAAACAAGUUAGUGAAACAAAUCAAAGGCACUGCCUAAUGUGAUCUGUAUUACACAAAACUAAGGCUCUGUGCCCUCUGAAAUCACUGUACCCUCGUGGAUCACAGAUCCACUGCCUGCACUUUAAGCCCACCAUGAAACUAAGCAUUCCUGUCCUACUCCAGCAGCCUAAAAUUUUGUUUCCACAUUUAUGUCUUAAUUUUCACUGGAGUUUAGGCAUUAAUUUUAAUUAACUCUUUGGUACUUUUCCUGGUCUUAUUUGAUCAUGAUAUUAAAAAAAAAAUCAUACCUAACAAAAUUGCUUCAUUCUUGCUUUCCUUU